CAGAGAGACCGCACGAUGGCCACACUGGAUCAGGCCGAAGUGCUGAGUGGAAAUGAUUUGUCCCGCAUUCUUCAACUAUGGGACGAAAAGCAUAGCAUCGCCGGGUACGAUCCGGAACCCAUCGUAACCCGGCUAGCGGAACUGUUCGAGGCGGAGAUAGUAGCGUACAAGAUGAAAGAUCCAGAUCCGUUCGAUGAGCGUCAUCCAUCCCGUACCGACCCGAACUGUGAGCUGGGCCGUAUGUUGAAGUUGCUAUUUCGGCGGGAUCUAUUCAUUACCCGGCUGGUGAACGAUUAUUUGCGAGACAAUUUCUACAUGCGACAGAACAUCCACCAAAGCUCGCACGCACUGAAUGUGGCCGCGUGUCGGUUAAUAUUGGUCAUCAUGCCCGGUCUCGAUACGUCGGCCGUCUUUCAGGUGGAGUACGAUCAUUUGAUCAAGCGACUGUACGGGUGGGCGGAAAACAGUGCCGAGCCGCUACAAAGCUACGCUACCGGUUUGCUCGGAGCGGCCAUGGAGGAGCAGGAGAUUGCCGUCAGCUUUCGGGAGCAAAACAUACGGCUGCUGCCGAUUAUGCUCGCACGAUUGCACAGUUUGCAGCAGCAGGCAUUCGGUCAGCAACCUACAACGUCUAGAUUAAGUACGCCAAAGGUAGCGGAACCGGUACCGGAACCGAAUAGUGCUGACGAGCAGCAACAGACCAAGAUGAUGAUGGAUGAGGAAGAUCGGGAGACUGGUGCGAAUCCCGAGCAAAUUAGCAACAACGACAAAGAAACCGAACAGGAGGACGCAAUGGAGGUAGCUGGCGGAGCCGGUGAAAAUGAACCAAUUGCAGCGCGAACACCACCAACAACGACGGGUACGAUUAUGAUUCCGUACUAUCCGGUAACGUUAGCCACCAGCCAGAUGCUAAUCCUAAACUAUCUCACACCCAUGGGCGAAUAUCAGGAAUUUUUACCGCACGUAUUUGAGCAAAACGCUAUGCAGCUAAUCUUCCGCUACAUCGAAAAUCUCGACCCUAAAGACACGUGUCUUGCGUUCGAAGCGCUCAAAUAUCUAGCGUCGCUGCUGUGUCAUAAAAAAUUUUCGCUCGAAUUUAUCGCCAACGGUGGAUUGGAGCGAUUGCUCAAGAUACCGCGCCCGAGUCUGGCCGCAACCGGUGUAUCGAUUGCGUUCUACUAUCUCGCGUACUGUGAGGAUGCGAUGGAGCGCAUUUGCCAGAUGCCGCGCGAAAUCAUUACCGAGAUGGUGUCGUACGCGCUAUGGUUGCUGGGCUGUUCACACGAUUCGGGCCGUUGCCAUGCAACGAUGUUUUUUGGGCUGAGCUGCCAGUUCAAGAUCAUACUGGACGAGUUUGACAAGCAGGACGGUAUCAGGCAGCUGUACAAUGUGAUCGCCGUACUGCCGGUGCUGGUCGUGUCGGACGAUUACCAGAUGAACGAGGAUGAGGAAGCAUCGGAACGGCAGGUCAUACGGCAUGUGUGUAUUGCGCUGAAGAAAUACUUCGAAAAUCAUCUGUACUACAAGUACAUCCAGGUGACGAGGCAACAGGAACCGCAGACGGCCGGUACGUUGACGCAACCGGUGUUUAAGGCGGUUAAAAAUUCGCCCGAAGUGAUCAGUCAGCAGAUUACGACGCUGCAGGAGUUGCUGCCGAUGAAGGCACACUGGGCACCGGUGGACGAGCUACUGAAGCUGGGCGGUGUAACGCUUUUGUUGCGCAUCAUUCUGCUAACCUUUGAUUGGACGUACAGUGGACGCGGUGACACGGUACGGUACGCACUGGAUGCACUAAGCGUUUGUACUGUAAUAUCGCGCGUGCACAGCGUGUUUGUCGAGCCGCUGCACCAUCAUGACGGCAUUCUGACCGGCAUCAGCAUACUGCUCAGUGCGGUCGAUGGUGACGUUGCUGAUGCGGAGGUUCAGAAGUCGGCCCUAGCACUGUUGGUACAUCUGGUCUGUGCACCGAUACAUCGACCGAGCGGUUCGCUGGCACGAUACGGUUCGGCGAAAAAGCGUAUGCCAAACAAAAGCUCCGAAGAGCUGAUACAGAAGGUGUGGGAAAGUGUGCGGUCGAACAACGGUAUACUGGUGCUGUUGGCGUUGAUGCGCAUCAAGGUACCGAUUACGGAUGCGGACUGUAUCCGGGGGAUGGCGUGCCGUGCAUUGGCAGGACUGGCACGGUCGGAAACGGUGCGACAGAUUGUUGGAAAGCUUCCGCUGUUUGUCCAUGGUGAACUGCAGAGCUUAAUGCGUGAUCCAAUUCUGCAGGAAAAGCGCGUAGAGCAUGUGCAGUUUCAAAAAUAUGCCCUGGAGCUGAUGGAGCGCGUAUCGGGUAAGGUCGAUACGUUCGGGAACCAGGUGGACACGUCCCUGUCCGACAUCCACAAGGCAAAUGUGGUCGCCCAAACGCGCAUCCAGUUCAACGAACAGCAGGUGUAUCAGCUCAUCUACCAGCACUUGGUUGCGAACGGGUUGAAGGAAACGGCCGCCACACUGACAAAGGAGACUGGCCUGAACUCGACGGCGUUCCAACCGCACCAUCACCAUUCGCUGCAAAAUCCAUCGUCUUCCAUAUCGCGAUCGGCCGCUGCCCUUCACUCACCGUUCGUCUUCCGUUCGCCGAACACCAACAUUAUACAGCGAUCACGCAUCCGUAGCCGGACAGUGGAUGCGUCGUUUAAUGCGUCAACGGCCCAGGCAAAUCUGCAGGCCGCACUAGCUGCGGCAAGCAUUGAAAACACCAACAACGGUUCGUCAGCAGCUACCGUUCCUACUGGAGGUGUGAAUGGGUUUGUAGCGGCCACACCGGAAGGCUCGUUCGAUGGUACCGGCGGCAGUAGCAGUCCAACAAUCGAUCCUGCCGAACCUCUCGCACCGAUUAAGCUAAUCAAAAAGCAACCCGGGACGAGUGGCAAUAGCACUACCGGUACACAAAAUGGACAUCAUCCGGCUACCGGUAGAGUGGCGGCAACACCUGCCGAUAUGAACCGUUCCACCUCCUCUAGUACAUCGCAGCGUUCCCUGCAGAAGCAGAUAUCGGCAACGGAUGCGUCCAACUUUUUGCUGCUAGCAACAACCACCGCCAAAACAGCGUUACCGACCGAGCUGGCCCCGCCUGCGCCCAACAACAUAACACUUAACUCGAUCAUCACCGAGUAUCUGACGAAUCAGCACGCGCUCUGCAAGCAUCCGAUGUCUACCUGCCCGCCAUUCGAUCUGUUCAAGCCCCACAAAUGUCCCGAUCCACGACCAAAUCGGGUGUCCGGUGUUGGGAACAAUUUUGCCGCCCGAUUUUAUCGCCGACAGGCGGGAUUCUCCUCCAGACGAUUCGAUCGGCGGUUGGUGCAUUCAAACUUUUCUGCCUCGCGUGUUCUACGAACGCCUGAGGUGGAUUAUUGUUUUACGUCCUGUGAUUUUACGCCAUGUGGAACUAGACUACUUGUCGGAUCGCUAUCGGGUGAGGUGAAAAUUUUCAAUCUAAACGACACUAACGAAGAGCACAGCUUCAGCUGCCACGAAACGACCGUUUCCUCGAUCAAAUGCAGCAAGGAUGGUAAGUUCCUGAUCACGUCCGCCAUCUGGCGUUAUCCCAUAUCGGCGCUAUGGAGUCUGGACGGAAAUCAAAUACUGGAAAAGCUCGUCUGGGACGAUGAGGAUUAUGUAGAGUUUGCCAACCUGACAACGGAACGAGUGUUGGCUACGACAAACCAGAUCGCUACCAUUUACGAUAUUAACACCGGUCAGAAGGUGAUGAAGUUCGAGCCGGCCAUUGCUAACCAUUACACGAAAAACCGUGCCACAUUCUGCCCGAACGACGAGCUAAUUCUGUCCGACGGUGUCCUGUGGGAUGUGACGUCCGGCAAAGAGAUACACAAGUUUGACAAACUGAACCAAAACAUUUCCGGCGUAUUUCACCCGAACGGAUUGGAAAUCGUGGAAAAUACGGAAGUGUGGGAUUUGCGCACCUUCCAUCUGUUGCGCACGGUACCGUCGUUGGAUCAGACGCACGUGAAAUUUUCAUCCCAAAACGUAAUGUACGGCAUUACGCUGGAUAAGGAAGAUUCGGAGGUGGCGGAGGUAGCAGCGUAUCAGACCAGCUUCAAGGUGUUGGAUAGUUAUGAUUACUCGAGCAUUGCAACGAUUGACGUGAAGCGCAACAUUUCCGACCUAGCUGUUAAUCGAUACGGUAGCCAGAUUGCGGUCGUCGAGAAUCAGGGUGGGUACAAUUCGUUGCAGGAGUCGGUGGUACGCAUCUACAGCGUUGGGCGAAAGCGAAAUACUGGCGACGAUCAGGACGAGGAUGAGGAGGAGAUGGAAAACUCGGAGGAAAAUACCCUGUCGGAGACGGAGUCCGUUGGUUCGUCUGCAUCAAACAGCGACGAGGAUGGGGACGACGACGACGAUAACGAUGAUGCUGACGAUGAGGACGGCGAUGGUGACAACAAUAACGAUGAGGGCGAUGGCGACGAUGACGAUCAUGAUGAUGGCGGUGGUGAUGAUUCCGACGAUUCGUCCUGGACGACGGCAUCGGAUGAGGAUUAUUUGUUUAGCUAUCGCUGAGCAGCAG
Messenger RNA from Anopheles maculipalpis, 4570 nucleotides. It is a transcript of the gene mahj, whose product is annotated as protein mahjong. The record is from RefSeq and is a predicted model, not a curated record. The coding region runs from base 16 to 4563 and encodes 1515 amino acids. NCBI's taxonomy places the organism in Eukaryota, Metazoa, Arthropoda, Insecta, Diptera, Culicidae. Gene Ontology annotation, cellular component: Cul4-RING E3 ubiquitin ligase complex; nucleus. Gene Ontology annotation, molecular function: protein binding. The transcript is spliced from 6 exons. Gene Ontology annotation, biological process: protein ubiquitination.